GCCACCUGGCGGUAGUAAUGUGCAUCGCAGGCCACCAGGAGCGAAGGUGUUAGUAAUUAACCCGUUUGCGGUGGAUCAAGAGAACAACAACACGAACUCGAGGCUGAACUUCGGACUGUGCUGUUUUGUUUCUGCAACUUUCGGUCAAUGUCAUAUGGGUCACUAAGAUGAUUGUGUUCAAUAUUAGACCAUAAAUCGAUCUAUCAGCUAUCAAGUUUGAUCCACACGUGGUAGACUUCAAGGUAAACAAGUUGGAAAGUGUUUAUGCCUGCUGAAGUGAAGGUUCUUCCUACAACACCAUACACACAAGGAAAGAAAAUCAAGAUUGAAGAAGGUGGAAGAACUCGUCCCUCAUUAAGGGCCUUAAAUAUGAUCUCACGAAAGCCAGAACCUUCACAGUAACCGAAGUUACGGUAAACUGCAGUUGGAUUUUAGUGGCUCUGCCUGGAACAUGGAUGCAUUUGAGGGUCUCCACAGUGUCCAGCUGUCCUCCUCUCCGCCUGCCUCCGCCUGCAACCCUGGGUAUGAAGUACUAGUCUCAGCUGGGUCUGGUGUCCAGGUGUACUCCAACGCUACGUUCUAUGGAAAACCCAGUGUUCUGGAGCGUACACAGCGAAGAGAUAAAUAUCACUCCUACCGAGAGGAGACUGAAGAGGAGAGGUGUGAGGUUGGAAGGUUGGUAGACCUGGAGCCCGGUCCGAGCCCCCGGGUGGACGGCGCUGGGCCGGCUGACCCAGGUUUCACCAGGCCCCAGGAGGAAGCUGUUACCCAGGCCCGGAGCCGGGGCAGGGAGGGCAGCAGGCUGGAGGGUGCUACCCAGCUGGAGGUUGCCCUGGGCGGGGAGCAUGAGGACAACGUGUCCCGCCUCCGGAGCUCUUCCCUGGAGAUCAGAGAGAAGGGAUCAGAGAUCCUACGGGAACAACUGGAUGCUGCACAGAAGGAGCUGAAGCUGAAGGAUAAGGAGUGUGAGCGUCUGUCACAGGUCAGAGAUCAGCUGGAGCAGGAGCUGGAAGAGCUCACUGCCAGUCUAUUUGAGGAAGCUCACAAGAUGGUGCGGGAAGCCAACGUGAAACAAGCCGCAGCAGAGAAGCAGCUGAAGGAGGCUCAGGGCAAGAUUGAUGUCCUUCAGGCGGAGGUGUCAGCCCUGAAGACCAUGGUCCUAACCUCCACCCCGUCUUCCCCCAAUCGCCAGGCCCACCCUCAGCUCCUCUCCCCGGGCACCAGGUCCAAGGGGGCCAGCCCCCGCCAUGGAGGAGGACACACGCGCAACAAGAGCGCCAGCUGGGCCUUGCCAUUGGCCCCUGGUGGGAACUUAGACUCGCACUACCUGCAGCCAGUCAGAGAGGACAAAGAGCCUACGGUUCCUGCACUACUCUCUCUGAUUUUGUGUCUGGUUCCGGGCCACUCAAUCUCUGUGACCUAUGAACCCUACUGGGCAGAGAAGGGGGAGGGGCCACACUCUCUCAGCCGACAGAUGGACAACGUGCUGUUUGCAGAGUUCCUGACCUGGAAAGACAGACCUAGUCUGGACAGAACAUCAGCCUUCCUGGGCCGUAUCUACAGAGAGGACAUCGGCCCCUGUCUCUCCUUCACCAAAUCUGAGUUGUCUCAGUCGGUGCAGAAUGGAAUGGAGAACAACUCGCUGACCAUGGAAUGGCACAACUCUGCUUUACCCAUGGUCAAAGCCAACGCCAUAGAAUGUGGCGGGCCCAAGAAGUGUGCGUUGAGCGGCGUGUCCCGGUCCUGCACGCACCGCAUCAAACUUGGAGACAGAGAGAGUUACUACCACAUCUCUCCCUCUAGCAGGGCACGGAUAACAGCGGUGUGUGAUUUCUUCACCUAUAUCCGCUACAUACAGCAGGGCCUGGUCAGACAUGAUGCGGAACAGAUGUUCUGGGAAGUGACGCGUCUGAGGAGGAGAUGACUGUGGCCAAGCUGGGCUUCUACCUCACAGACACAGACCAGGGAUAGAGGACAGAC
Messenger RNA from Oncorhynchus keta (chum salmon), 1980 nucleotides. RefSeq names its product guanine nucleotide exchange factor for Rab-3A-like. The transcript has 12 exons. Gene Ontology annotation, cellular component: Golgi to plasma membrane transport vesicle. Gene Ontology annotation, biological process: exocytosis. The record is from RefSeq and is a predicted model, not a curated record. Gene Ontology annotation, molecular function: guanyl-nucleotide exchange factor activity. The coding region runs from base 452 to 1924 and encodes 490 amino acids. Lineage: Eukaryota; Metazoa; Chordata; Actinopteri; Salmoniformes; Salmonidae.